UUUAUGUGCACGUGAGUCUUGCACGUGAUAUAGGCGUGGCAUGUGAACACGGGUGCAAUAAUGGCAGGACAUCAGGACUAUGCUGGCGGUGCUCAUUCAAGUACUCUUCAGUCGAGGAGUGCCGAUGUCAGUUCAUUUGCAUCUCAGUCCAAUCGACUGAAAUCUCUCGUGAAUGACAAGGAAUACGUGAGUUUGACUGCUGCUGUUGCUGAGAGAGAUAGGACAAUUAUCUCAUUGCAUGCUGAUGUGGAACGACAAGCUGAGAUGUUGAAGAAACACGACAAAAGCUCUGGAAACAGUCAGAGCAGUGCAUUUCUUAUGUUGACACGACAGUAUGAAGAGGAACGUGGAAAGAGUGUUAAUCUGAUAGAACAGCUCAGGCUGGCUAAUGGAGAAGUGAGUGUUUUAAGGAGUGAGGUGCAAAGAUUAGUGCAAGAAAACAGAACGCUCAUUAUCAAGCUGAGUGAAACAAGAUGGGAAGAGGCUGAGAUGUUGCAAACAACCAACGAGUUGACAGAAUCAAAUAGGAUACUUAAUGGCAAAUUGAAAGAUCGAGAAUGUCAAUUAAAGAGUAGGGAAGCUGCAUUAACUGAGGAGAGGAAUGCAGUAGCUGCAAUGGAGAUUGAUAAAAUGCGUUUGGCAGAACAAGUGAGGACUUUGCAGAGACAGCUCAACAGGCAGAACAUCAAUGAAAGCGCUAUUGAUCAAGAUAGGAAGGGCAAGACGAGCAAACAUACGGCAGCCCAACAGAAUGGCUACAUGGGAAACCAUUUCUUACCUGUUGACGCAAGUCUUUACAGUUUGGUGAAAGAAAGCUGUUUGAUGGGAUUUACACUACAAAAAGGAAGUGCAGGUCUUGGCUUCAGUCUAGUCACAGAACGACUUCCUGACUCGUUAGAUACAUGCAUUUCUGUACAGUCAGUCCGUUGUGGGAGUUCCGCUGAACAUCGUAUUGUCACAGGAGAUGAGAUUGUUGAGAUAGAUGGACAAUUUUGUCGUAACCUGCCACAGUCUGUUGUUGCUGCUUGUUUACGAUCCAAAAAGACACCUCUGCAAGUUGUAGUAAACAGAAAAAUUAACUCAUUCUUAGAGAAUACUGCACAAAGAAAACAGCAGUUGAAGAAACUAGAGAUGAAUCAGAACAAACUGGACAGCUUGUGA
Corticium candelabrum is the source of this 1161-nucleotide messenger RNA. RefSeq lists its product as uncharacterized. Gene Ontology annotation, molecular function: protein binding. Lineage: Eukaryota; Metazoa; Porifera; Homoscleromorpha; Homosclerophorida; Plakinidae. The coding region runs from base 61 to 1161 and encodes 366 amino acids. The record is from RefSeq and is a predicted model, not a curated record. The transcript has 2 exons.